AAUAACGUCUGUCGUGUCGACUGUCGCUGUAAAAUUUCAUCGGUGGGUUCAUUAAAAAAACGAUAAAAAUCGACGCGAUAGAGUUUUAUUACGUAAUUUCUUCGUCACGUCGGAUCGAUUCGAAUAAAAAAAAAUUUUCCCCGUAGUUCGAGCAUUGUAUAUUUCGUCUUAUUAGCUUGUUAAGUUACUGAGUGUCGUUUUGCAGACCCCCAUACUUGCGUGUGCUUUGCCUUUGCCGUGUGAAUUAAGGCCGAUCUACGAUGAUUGACCUUACGGUGAAGACUUUAGAUUCACAAAAUCAUGCUUUCUCGUUGGAAGACGACCAAAUAACGGUACGAGGCUUCAAAGAAUACAUUGCAGAAGCAGUGUCAGUACCAGCAGACUCACAAAGACUUAUUUAUUGUGGUAGAGUGCUUCAAGAUGACAAAAAGUUAAAUGAUUAUGAUAUUAAUGGAAAAGUCAUUCAUUUGGUGCAACGCGCACCACCUCAACCUGGUCAGAGAGGAAAUGACAGUGGCCAAAGUCAGGGUCAAAAUCAUGGAGGACAAGGCUGGCAAAAUCCACAAAGAACACAUUAUAGACUUACUCGAGCCCAAAUGCAUGGGAAUACUAUGUUUUUGGGUGCAAUGUCUGUACCGGCAGAAAUUGUUGAAGAACAUGUAUUACCAGUACCUCAGUUGAGCAACAGUUUAUCUAACAGCCGUUUACUCUUGGCAAGACGAAUGCUUCAACGUGCAAAUGAACUGGUAGAAAGGCUGGCAGAUCCAAAUUAUCCUCUUAACCCUCCUUCAUCUGAAAGUAACCAACCACCUCUGACUCAGGUAGUGCAAGUACACAGUCAGCAAUUAGAAACAGAGCAUUAUAUUUUUAGCAAUAAUGAAGGCAGAUCGAAUGGUGGUACCAGACUAACAGAAGCUGCUGCAGCUGCAUUUGCGGCUGCCUUCUCUGCAGCUGGAGCAAAUGUCAGAUUAUAUAGAGGAAAUAGCGAAGACAGUGUUGAGACAGCAUCACCGAAUGAUACUAACGAGGAAAAUCAGUCAGAUGCACAACAGUCGCAACAAUCGCAACAAUCGCAACCAUCGCCACCAUCGCAACCAUCGCAACCAUCGCAAUCUGAACAGCAAGGAUCUACGUCGACUAGUGAAGGACAAUCAAAUAGGCGACCUACAACACAGUUUCCACGACCUCCACAGAUGGCAGAAUUGUUGGAACAGUUAAUGAAUACUCAAGACAGUUUACGACCCUUCCUUGAGCGUUAUCGUGCUCUCAUGCUUGCUGACCGAGCAUUACCCCAAGGAAGCGGGCCUGGAAGCGUUGAAGAAAGUCAGAGAAUAGUAGACGGUGUCAGUGAAAGCUUACACUAUCUGUCUCAUGCUUGUCACGCUUUAAGUGAUAUUAUUGUUGACAUGGGUCAACAACCACCCAGAAAUUUGAGGUGCAGACCCAUUAUUAUUCAACAAUCGGCUAUUAUGCACUCCGACGGUCCAAUUCGGGUAGAGGCACAUAUUAGUGUACAUGGUCGGAAUGGAAAUAACAACAACGCCAGUGAAGAAAACAGUGACACUGCCAGCACGGCUGCGCAAUCAGAAUCAAAUGAUGCUAAUACAGAAGAAAGUAAUCAACAACCAGAACCUGAAACUGGACCUGCUCAACAGCAAGCAGAGCAACAGCAAGAUCAAGAACCGACACAAUCACCGUUUGGUACAGUCUUUAAUUUGCCAAACAAUGUGGAAGUAUUAAUGGAAGUUAGUCCUGAAGGUAAUAUCGAUACUGCAUCGGGAAGUGAACAGUCUCAGUCUGGUGAAAAUAACAACAAUAAUAAUAACAAUAAUGGUGGAAGAAUAGGUGGCGUUGCUGGCGCAUUCCCCUGGGGUUCAGCUCCUCCAUCUGAUUUUAUACGAAAUAUAAUGCAGGCUGUAGCGGGUCAUAUGGUGCAAGGUGGUAUUACUACCACCACAAUUACAUCCCAAAAUCCGCCAGCAGCUGGACAACAAACAGUUUCAUCGCUCGAUGGAAAUACAAAUGCUGGACAAAGUACCCAAGCACGAAGUAACGUAGGUACUCACCCUACUACAGCAACACAUACUAGAAGCACAUCGCGCCCACACGUAUUUCAUCAACAGGCACAUCCUCUGGGUGUUGGAAUGAGUAUAGGUCAAGGACUUGAUUUCGAUCCUUUACUUCCUUGUCAUUCGCAUCACGUUCAACGUCGAAUGGCAAAUACAGCUUCCAGGACUGUUACUUCAACAUCACAGGGAACUCGGACGAAUCAGGCAUCCACAACAGAAACUCAGACUCCGGCACAAACAGCAACAACUUCAUCAACCACGACCAGUAACACGAGCUCCACAAACACCACUGGCAACAUUAACAUCAACAGUAACAGUCCUGAUUUAGCCGAAACACUCGACCUUGCAAUGCGGUUGCUUUUAGUUAGUAAUCCGAAUUUAAACAUAGGGAUGGUAGUAGAUAGGAGCCUGGGUUUCAGUCAAGCCCGGCCUAAUGGUCCAACUGUGGCAGACGCUUUGCAUCCCUUCACGUCGCUUUUCGAUUUACAAAAUCCCGGGAAUGAAGGAAAUUUCCUUGUGAACUUAACUGUAUUAGUGUUACAAAAUAUGACACUAGAAGAUAUGAUGAGAUUCCGGAGCGGCCAGUGGGAACCAAUGUCUCGCCAAAGGAGACCAUUGCAAGAAUUUUUCCAAAACAACUUUCCAAAUACUACACCGGAAGAAAUGCAAGAACAGGCUGCGCAACAGCUUUUAUCACAAUUGAGACCACAUCUGCAAAGUCUGUUAGCGACGGAAGAGGAUUCCAGUGGUAGAAGUGGUUCGCGUGUUAUAGAUAUUUGUGCAACUGUAGAAGCUUUACUUCAGCGUCAUAUCACAAAUAUUCUACAAUUACUGUUCAAUAGUGAUAUUAGCGACAGUACGUUCGGGCAAGAAAUUUUCACUACUCUAUGUCAUUUGGAAAGACAAUUAUGUGCAGUAUUGCGAUAUUCCAUUCGUGGUGGUCAAGCAGGUUUGGAAGCUAUUGUGACGCGUUUUAUGACUGAAAGGUUCGAAGACAGUCACCCCUGUUUACGGUUGUUUGUGGAGGACGUUUUCAUACCCCCUUACCGUAACGUGACGCAACCUCCUGAUUCAGAAAUUCUUCCACUUUUAAUAUACAAGAAUGUACCCUCCUCUCAACCGUCUGUUGUGCCUUCGGAUUCGGCACAUCAACCUUCACAAGCACAAACCGAGGCGGAGCCUGUAGAGGCUGAAGUUGUAGAAGAAAUAACACCUGUAGAAGUAACUCCAGCAGAUGAUGGUGAGGAAGUUCCAGAGACUUUCCCAGGUCAUGAAGCAUUACCUUCAGACUGGGUACCAAUAAUUGCUCGAGACGGCGUAAGGCAACGUCGUCAACUACAAACACAAGGAAUGACAAAUGGUGGUGUAGCAACAUUCAGCGAUGCCUACUUAGGCACAUUGCCCACUAAACGUCGUAAAUUAAUUGAACAACAGAAACCACGAUUAUUAGUCAGUCCUACACCAAAUCACUCAGCAAUAACAGCGUCCAUGGAACGCUUAGUUAGAGAAGGUGUGAAUCGAGCGGGUGUAGAGGAAGUUGAUGGCGCUGCCGUCGCUGUCGCUGUAGAUCCUGGUGUCAGACGUGCAUUCGGUCAAGCAAUCAGAGACUGCUUGAAUCCACGCAGAUACGGAACACCAGAUUUUCCAGAUCCCUUACGUUUCCCUAACGCCACUAAAUAUUUUUCGGAUCAAGAUAGACCACCCAAAUAAUAAUUCUAAUCAGGAAGCAAUUUAUAAUGGCUUAGAGUAAUCAUAAAGGAGACACCAGGUAGCUUUAAAAAAAAAAUUGAAAAAUUGCAGUGACCAAGGAAAAUAUAUAAUAUAUUCAUAACUUGU
Messenger RNA from Dufourea novaeangliae, 3905 nucleotides. RefSeq names its product large proline-rich protein BAG6. The record is from RefSeq and is a predicted model, not a curated record. Gene Ontology annotation, molecular function: polyubiquitin modification-dependent protein binding; misfolded protein binding. NCBI's taxonomy places the organism in Eukaryota, Metazoa, Arthropoda, Insecta, Hymenoptera, Halictidae. Bases 261 to 3779 code for a protein of 1172 amino acids. The transcript has 21 exons. Gene Ontology annotation, cellular component: BAT3 complex.